AUGGAAAACGGUGCCGUGGAGAUGGAGAUGGCUGAGUUUAUCCGAGCCCUGCGUGUGCUCAACUUCAAGGCUUUCAGCUACCUGGUAAAGGAGCGCUACCCGGACCUGUACUGGGACGACGGGCUCCUCCGCAAGCUGCACUCCCGCGACACCAUGCCGCCUCUCAAGAUACAGAGGCCGUCCUUUCAGAAGCCACCGCCGCCGUCCCAAGCAGGCGUCGAGCGGCGCAUCGACUGCACGGGCCCCGAGCCGGUGACGAGCAACGCGGGCCGGGGCAAUCGCGGGGCGACCGACAUGGAGCCUGGCCUCCGGAGCUUGCGCUCGCGGACCUGGUCGGAGAGCACGUUCCGGCAGCACGGCACGCCGCGCAGCGCCGGAAAGAGCGCCACCCCUGGCUCGGGAGACUCCCGGGGCUCGGGGUCAAAGGUUGCCGGGAGAGUGCAGUGCACAGGCCCGGAUCCGGCCGUGACAUCCGGCAACGUCAGCGAGGUUCCUGCACCGGAGCGGUCGCCCGACGAUCAGGCCGGAAUCCAGGUCUGGAAAUCCGUCUGUCAGAAGGACACCGGCAUCGGAGAAGGCAGCGGAAACCCCUGCGGCACUGCCAGCCCUGCGACGGCCAAUCAGCUGCCAGAGCGCCAACUCCUCCCUCUCCGAGCUCUACAGCCGGGAGUCGUGGGAGGGGAACGAGGGAGAUGGCGCCUUGGGUCCCAAUGUCACUCUCGGCUGGCCCGGCGGAGAGACUCGCGGCGGAAGUGCUGGUGGCGGUGGUGGCGGUGGCAGCCGGAUGACCAACAACAACAGCAGCAGCGGUGGCAGCGUUGGUGGCGGUGGCGGCGGUGGUGGAGACGGAGGCAGCUGCAGCGGGGACGGCGCCAGCAGCGGUGGCCCCAGCUCGGACUUCCAUGUCCGUCCGGGCCACAGCCCACAUGCCUUGGCUGGGCCUUGGCCUUCCGCGGCGAGGCGGACUUCAAUGAGGAAAUCAAGACGUAUGCACAGACGUUGGGCCGCAAAUACGGGCAGAGCGCCGGGCUGGAGGAGAGGUUGCAGGAGCUGGAGCAGCAGUUGAUGCUGGAGAAGAAGAACCUAAAAAAGACGCAGACGUACUACCGCAAGCUCACGCAGGGAUCCGUCAAGAGCAAAAGUGGUGGCGAUCGUGGGCUGCUGUUCAAGCUCACGUCCCAGAUGGAGGAGACACAGGGCAAAGUGGAACUGAUGCACUUUGUGCGCUCCUACCUGGAGCUGCUGACGGCUGAGCAAUGUGGCUUGAACCUGUACGACCUGCCCUCGCUCAAGACAAGCCGAUUUGCGGGGCAGCCCAGCCCGGACUCCGUGACCACCGACAUGGGGGAGGAGGAGGAGGCGGAAGACGCGAUGGCCGGCGACGCGAAAGACGUGGCUCCCCCGACCUUUGGCCUCCUCUUCCAGGCGGCCGCACCCAAAGAGGGUGCCCCAAAGGAGUCCACGGCCUUUGUUCAUGCAGGCACCCCCCUCGGACUCAUGUCCUACCUCUAUGCCAAGAAUUCGCUGUCCCAGGGAUACAUUCACCAGUUCUUCUACACGUACCGCUACUUUGUUUCCCCUCAGCAGCUCCUCAGCUUUAUCAUGGAGCAGUUUGUAAAUGCCUCCAGUGUCUACACGCCACAUUCGUCCAAGAUCUGCCAGCGCAGUAUGGACCUGCUGCACAUGUGGUUGCAGACAUGCUACAGGGUGGACUUCGCGGGCGAUGCGGAACUCACCAGCAUACUGCAGGGAUUCAUCUUAAACAAGGUGGUCUCAUACCACGAGACGGCGGGGCAGCACCUUCUGCACCACAGCAGCAACUGCGACCACUCCAGGGGUCAAGGGUCACUGAGCAGCCUGGAGGAGGACGACGAUUACGCAGUGUUCUCACCGGGCCCCGCAUCGGCACGUGCCUCCUUGGACAUCGGCGCGGCGCGGAGAGCCCGAGAUCAACACAAGGCCCGGCUGCCCGUGCAGCAGCAGAUGUCCGUCUCGGGCUGCCUGGGCCUCUUCCGACAAAUGUCCUCGGUCGGCGAGAGGGACACCUCGGUGUACAAGCACAGCGCCAAGAGCCCCGGCGCGUACAUGUUGGCCAAUUACACGGCGACGCAGAUAGCGUUGCAGCUCACCCUGCUGGAGGAGGUGACGUUCAAGUCCUGCCUCCCCGUGCACUUCAUGAACACACGAGCGCAGGGCGUCAGGGAGAAUCUGCAGCCUGGAAUCAACAGACUGACCAUCUGCUCGCCGGAGGGAGUCAGCCUGUUUGUGCCUGACUGCAAGCCCCGGGGAAGCCUGUGGAAAUUCCUGGACCACUCAGCCAACAUCAGCACCUGGGUGUCCGCCGAGAUCCUGAGCUGCGACUCCAUCAAGACACAGCUGGCUGUUCUCUCCAAAUUCCUGUACGUGGCCAAGACCUGCAGCAGUCCUGCGCAACUUCGCGUCCAGCAUGCAGAUCCUGAGCGGCCUGGAGAACUUCACCGUCCGGCAGCUUCCCGUGUGGAGGAGCCUUCCCUCCAAGGCGAUGGCCAUCAUGGAGGAGCUGGUGGCAGUAAAGGUAUUCCUGAAGAGUGACAGCGAGUGCUUACUGGAGGCCGAUACCAGUCGGCCCAAGCCAACCAUCCCCUGCCCUCACCUCUUCUCCAUGCACGUGCAGCAGCUGGAAGUUGGUGGUUUCACAAUGGCCAACAGGAUGUACAAGUGGCCCAAGUUAAGGUCACUGGCAAGGACGGUCCACCAGAUAGCGGCCUUCCAGAGUCGCACGUACGCCCUGGCGCCCGACGAGGAACUGAAGGUGCAGCUGCGUGCACGCAUCUGCCGCUUCCGCGGGGCCGACCUGCAGGCGCUAGCCUCGCAGCACGAACCCAACUACCACCGGCAGCCGGCAG
Lethenteron reissneri (Far Eastern brook lamprey) is the source of this 2885-nucleotide messenger RNA. Its product is annotated as kinase non-catalytic C-lobe domain-containing protein 1-like. Gene Ontology annotation, biological process: small GTPase-mediated signal transduction; regulation of dendrite morphogenesis. Gene Ontology annotation, cellular component: dendrite; guanyl-nucleotide exchange factor complex; neuronal cell body. The record is from RefSeq and is a predicted model, not a curated record. Lineage: Eukaryota; Metazoa; Chordata; Hyperoartia; Petromyzontiformes; Petromyzontidae. Gene Ontology annotation, molecular function: guanyl-nucleotide exchange factor activity.